Messenger RNA from Hemibagrus wyckioides, 3605 nucleotides. It is a transcript of the gene serpine2, whose product is annotated as serpin peptidase inhibitor, clade E (nexin, plasminogen activator inhibitor type 1), member 2. Lineage: Eukaryota; Metazoa; Chordata; Actinopteri; Siluriformes; Bagridae. The record is from RefSeq and is a predicted model, not a curated record. Bases 193 to 1419 code for a protein of 408 amino acids. Gene Ontology annotation, molecular function: serine-type endopeptidase inhibitor activity. Gene Ontology annotation, biological process: negative regulation of endopeptidase activity; negative regulation of plasminogen activation. The transcript has 9 exons.
UGUCACAUCAGCCAUCCACAUCCCAAAGAGAGGUUUCAUGAUCUUUGUUAUAAUCAAGAGUAGUAUAAAAAAAAAAAGCUAAAGCAAAGCGGAGCCAAAAGUCUUUACCCCCGCCCCGAUUAAAAAGGGGAAGCUCGUAAAGUAAAAAGUAAACUCUGCUGUAUUUUCUCUGGCCCUGCCCGAGACACAACAAUGGGGUCUCUGAGGAAAUCUUCCCUGGCCAGUUUGUGCAUGUUGUUGUGGAUGCCUGUGUUACUGGAAUUUCAUGUGUUGCAUGGAGCUGUGGCUCAGUCGGUGUCUCCAUCUUAUGACAAGCUAGGCUCAGACUUGGGGCUGCAGGUUUUCCUUCAAAUGGUCCAACAGAAGCCACAUGAAAAUGUGGUGCUCUCCCCUCAUGGUGUAGCUACUAUUUUGGGGAUACUGUUGCCAGGGGCUCAUGGAAAUACAAAGCAACAGCUUCUUUCAGGACUCCGAUAUAACAAUAAAGGUCCCUAUAAGAUGCUACAGAAGCUGCAUAAGAUCCUGACAUCUAAGGCCAAAACCAGCUUCAUAACCAUCGCCAAUGCACUUUUUCCACAGGAAGGUUUCAACAUUUACACAAAUUUCCUGAAUACCAUUAGGGACAAUUUCUUUUGUGAUAGCCAUGCCCUUAACUACAACAACCCUAAGCAAUCUGCAGAUUUCAUCAACAGGUGGAUCAAGAACCACACAAAAGGCCACAUCAACAGUCUUUUGAAACCAGAUAUGUUGGACCCAUCCCUGACACGACUAGUGGUAGUAAACUCAAUCUACUUUAAAGGAAUGUGGAAGUCCCGCUUCCCUGUACAGAGCACCAAGAUUAAGAGCUUUACAGGUGGAGAUGGAAAGUCUUACAAAGUGCCAAUGAUGUCCCAACUAUCUGUCUUUAAAACUGGUUGGGCAAAUACUCCUGAUGGUGUGAAAUAUAAGGUUAUAGAGUUACCCUAUCAUGGCAAUCACACAAGCAUGUUCAUUGCAUUUCCUUCUGAAAGGGUAACACCAUUGUCAACAAUCUUACCUCAUCUCACCUUGGAAACAGUGCAUGGUUGGGCCAAACUGAUGCAUCAUGGAAAGAUCCGUCUCUCGUUGCCAAAGUUCACAGCAGAGAUGAAGAUGGAUUUAAAGAGUCCUUUGUGUGCUCUUGGUAUAACAGACAUUUUUACUGAGGGAAAAGCUGACUUUCGUCUCCUCAGUUCAGAACCCCUUCAUAUUUCCAAUGCUCUACAGAAAAUCAAGAUAGAGGUUAAUGAGGAUGGAACUAAAGCAGCUGCUGCAACUACUGCAAUUUUGAUGGCCAGGUCAUCUCCUCCAGUGGUGAUUAUAGAUAGACCAUUCUUGUUCUUCAUCAAACACAAUUCUACAGGAACCAUUCUUUUUGCUGGUCAAAUAAACAAACCUUGAGCACACUAGUGACGAGAACAAGGAGACUCUGACACACACACACACACACACACACACACACUAUAUUGCCAAAAGUUUUGGGACAUCCGCCAUUACAUGCACAUGAACUUUAAUGAUCCCAUUCUUAAUCCGUAGGGUUUAAUUUGGAGUUGGCCCGCCCUUUGCAGUUACAACAGCUGCAACUCUUCUGGGGAGGCUUUCCACAAGGAUUAGGAGUGUGUUUAUGGGAAUUUUUGACUAUUAUUCUAGAAGCACAUUUGUGAGGUCAGGCACUGAUGUUGGACGAGAAGGCCUGGCUUGCAGUCUCUGCUCUAAUUCAUCUCAAAAGUGUUCUGUCAGGUUGAGGUCAGGACUCUGUACAGGCCAGUCAAGUUCUUCCAGAACAAAGUCACUCAUCCAUGUCUGGUUGGUUUGUGCACUGGUGUGCAGUCAUGUUGGAACAGGAAGUGGCCAUCACCAAACUGUUCCCACAAAGUUGGAAAUUGUCCAAAAUCUCUUGGUAUGCUGAAGCAUUAAGAGUUCCUUUCACUGGAACUAAGGGGCCAAAAAUAACCCCUGAAAAAUAACCUCACAACAUAAUCCCCCUUCACCAAACUUUACACUUGGCACAAUGCAGUCAGGCAAGUACUGUUCUCCUGGCAACUGCCAAAGCCAGACUUGUCCAUUGGAUUUCCAGACAGAGAAGCAUGAUUCAUCACUCCAGAGAACAUGUCUCCACUGCUGUAGAGUACAGUGGCAGCAUGCUUUACACCACUGCAUCUGACACUUUGCAUUGCACUUGGUGGUGUAAGACUUGGAUGCAACUGCUCGACCAUGGAAACCCAUUCCAUGAAGCUCUCUACACACUGUUCUUUAGCUAAUCUGAAGGCCACCUGAAGUUUGGAGGUCUGUAGCUAUUGACUACUGACUAAGUUGGCAACUUUUGCGCACUGUGCACCAAAACGUGAUCUGAUCCCACUCAGUGAUUUUACGUGGACUACCACUUCGUGGCUGAGUUGCUGUUGUUCCCAAUUGCUUCCAGUUUAUUAUAAUACCCAUAACAGUUGACUGGAAUAUUUAGUAGUAAGGAAAUUUCAGGAAUGGACUUAUUACACAGGUGGAAACCUAUCACUGUACCACACAGAAGCAGUCUGCAUACCUAGGUGCUUGAUUUUACACACCUGUGGCCAUGGAAGUGAUUGGAAGACCUGAAUUCAAUGAUUUGUAUUUGUUCAAUGAUCUACAAGCAAAACUUUUGGCAAUAUAUAUGUAUAAUUUGUACAUACCGAUAUAUGCAUCAAUCAGGCAUAACAUUAUGACCACUGACAGGUGAAUAACACUGAUUAUCUCCUCAUCAUGGCACCUGUUAGUGGGUGGGAUAUAUUAGGCAGCAAAUAAACACUUUGUCCUCAAAGUUGAUGUCUUAGAAGCAGGAAAAAUCGUCAAGUGUAAGGAUUUGAGCGAGUUUGUCAAAUACCAAAUUGUGAUGGCUAGAUGACUAGAUCAGAGCAUCUCCUAAACUACAGCUCUUGUGGGCUGUUCCUGGUCUGCAGUUGUCAGUAUCCAUCAAAAGUAUCCUUUAAUUCCUGUAAGUCCUUUAAGUUCUGUAAGUAUCCUUUAAGUCCUGUAAGUUGCUACCUUCAGGACUUAAAGGAUCUGCUGCUAAUAUCUUGGUGCCAGAUACCAAAGCACACCUUCAGGGAUCUAGUUGAGUCCAUGCCUCGAUGGAUCAGGGCUGUUUUGGCAGCAAAAGCCAACGCUAUACUACGCAGGUGGUCAUAAUGUUAUGGCUGAUGUAUAUGUCUGGUUAUUGAAUUACUCAGACAGGUUAGAGAGAGGUACAUAUAUAUAUAUAUAUACAGCUUUGUGUUUGUCUAUAUAAUUUUCUUGCUAUUAGAAAACAUUACACAGCAAUAUUAUUUUGCUUUAUAUUACUAUAUUCUUGAUAGAGGGCUAUAUGUAUUUGCUGGUAACAAUUUGCUGGUAACAAACAAAUAAACUUAUUAGUUUACUAAACUAGUUGUGCAUAACUGUGUUUUAUAUACAAUUAAUUUAAAGGUACACUCCAAAUUCAUUUAAAGGAAAUCAUCUAAAUUCAUUAAAAGUAGCGAUUAUUUAAGAAAGUUUCUUUUGUUUUUACAAAUUUAUUUCCAGAACAGUCAGUCACAUCAAUUCAGAUAGAAUAGCAGUAUUGGUCUCAAAUUUAA